AGUAGUCUUCCCCUUCUGUUCUCUCUUUCUCUACCCAAUUUAAACCAAAAAUAUUUUGCUUCCCCAAUUUUAGCGAAAAAAAACUUACCAAUUUUUGAUCGUUUUUAGAAAUACAAGCAAAGCUAUACCAGUACUCUUCCAAAAUUUUCUAGUAUUGUUCAAACAAAGAAUAUUUCUUCCGGAAAUAAUAAGAUUUUGUUACUGUGAUGAUGAACAGUAACAAAAUUAAUAAAGCGACCUAUCUAGAACCAGGAAGACAAAGAUCGAUCCUAUAAAUUAACGUUUUUUAUGGCUUCGAAUCAUCUUCACAAGGAAAGCAAGAUCGAGAUUAUUUCUGCUUCUUCUUCAUCUACUUCUGCACCGGCAUCUAGCUCAAGUAGCAGAUACGAAAAUCAGAAGCGACGGGACUGGAACACGUUUGGUCAGUACCUGACAAACCACAGGCCUCCCCUCACGCUUUCUAGAUGCAGUGGUGCUCACGUCCUUGAAUUCCUUCGUUACCUUGAUCAAUUCGGAAAGACUAAAGUUCACUUACUGAUGUGUCCGUUUUAUGGGCAUCCGAAUCCACCAGCACCGUGCCUGUGUCCGCUAAAACAAGCUUGGGGAAGCCUAGACGCACUGGUAGGACGACUUAGAGCGGCGUAUGAAGAAAAUGGAGGAAUGCCUGAAACGAACCCUUUUGGUGCUCGUGCUGUUAGGCUUUAUCUUCGUGAAGUUCGUGAUUUGCAGUCUAAAGCAAGGGGAGUUAGUUACGAGAAGAAGAAAAAACGGAAACGUCCUCCACCACCACCACCAUCGCAACAGUUGUCCACUUCGGUACAACUGCCACUGCCACUGUCAUCGCCGCCACUUUCAGGUAAAGCUGCACUACCAUUUGAGCUAUGACUCGAUCAACAUCUACCUUCAGAUCGCGCCCAAAAUUAUUCAGUGACGAAAUCAAGAAAUUCUAACAAAUUAAAUAGUCAUAUAUAUAUAUAUAUAUAUAUAGCUCAACUUGCUAUUGGUCUUUUCACUUUGUCCUAUUUAUGGUUUAGUCCCAAUUAAUUAAGCAGGAGUGCAUGCAAGUUCAACUACUUAAUUACUAAUAAAGUAACAACUUGGUGCUCUAUCAAUAUUUAUUGAUAUUAAAUAAA
Molecule: messenger RNA, 1133 nt
Organism: Solanum dulcamara
Lineage: Eukaryota; Viridiplantae; Streptophyta; Magnoliopsida; Solanales; Solanaceae
Product: protein LIGHT-DEPENDENT SHORT HYPOCOTYLS 4-like
Exons: 3
Coding region: 289-885 (198 amino acids)
Biological process (GO): response to light stimulus; mRNA transcription
Cellular component (GO): nucleus
Source: RefSeq, a predicted model, not a curated record